UGCUUUGCUUAACUGGCUUGUGGGGGGCGUCCCUAGCUGAACUGGACGCAGACUUGAAGGCAGAAGCUACGAUGGACCACUUAACGCACACUUAUGGGCUCGAUCACCAGAAGAGUUAUGCGUAUGACCACCCGAAAAGUUACGGCGAUGACCACCUCAAAGGUUACAAACAUGACCAUCUUAAAGGUUAUGACCAUCAUAAAGGUUAUAGUCAUCACAAAGGUUAUGACCCCAAUAAAGGUUAUGACCAUCACAAAAGUUAUACCCAUCACAAAGGUUAUGACCACGAUAAAGGUUAUGACCACCACAAAGGUCAUGACCAUCAUAAAAGUCAUGAACACCACAAAGGUUACGACCAUCUUAAAGGACACAAGCAUGAUCACCACAAAGGCGGCAAAAUUGAACAUCAUAAAAUUUACAUCAUUGAACACCAUAGAGGGCACGAUAGUCAUGGCAGUUAUGACCAUCACAAGGGUCAUGACCACCAUAAAGGAUAUAGGCAUGAUCACAAAGGACAGGAACACGACUACCUUAAGGGCUACGAUCACGAUCGCCAGAAGGAGCACGGACGAGACGCCCACAUGGGUUAUGGACCCAGUCCUCUCAAAGACUAUGGACACGACUCGCCCGAAGAACACGGCCGCCUCAAAGGCUACAACAGCCAUGAUCAUCACAGUGCUUACAGACGUGACCACCACAAAGGCUACUACAGUCAGGGUCACCAAAACGAGUAUGACGACGACGGUCAUCCUAAGGGUUAUGACCAUGGGCACGAUAAGGGUUACGUACACGACGAUCACAGAGUCUACAAAGAAUAUGCACAGGAUCAUUAUAAAGAAUAUGACCUCGAUGACCAUAAAGGCUAUGGAAAUGAUCAUUAUAAGGGUUAUAGUUAUGACCCUAGCGGGUAUGGAUAUGAUCUUAAGAGUAAUGCAUAUGAGUCUAACAAAAAUUACGAGUACGAUUACAGUGGCUAUGGUAAUGAUGAUUAUGGCCAUGGCUACGAUGAUUACAAAGGAAAGGCUGAAGAUGACAACAAAAACUACGGCCAUGACUAUGAAAGCUAUGGACAAGAUCAUCCUAAAGGUUAUAGAAAUAUUGAUCACAAAGGUUAUGACUAUGACCACCAUCAAGGAAAUGACCACAGUCACAAAAUCUAUGGACACGCCCACCAAAGCAGCUAUGGAAAUGAUCACUACAAAGGCUACUUCAAUGACCAGCACAAAGGUUACGGCAGCGAUCAUCAUAACGGUUACAGCCAAAGCCCAAAAUCCUACAGCCACAGAGGCUACGGACCCGACCUUACAGGUUACGGUUUUAACGGAUACAAUAACUACAACUCCGGGAAACACUACGAGGUUAGACACGGCAAAACAAACGGCUACGGCAAAAGAUACGGAUACGGCCUCGGCUACGGAAGAAGCCAUAGCUACGACUAUGCCAAACGUGGGCCAGGCUACGGUCAGAGAGUCGGGUAUCUCGGAUUCGGCAAUUUGUAUGCCAACAGGAACCUUUACAACAGACGAUACGGAUACGGUUCUCCGCUUGGCCGUAUGCACAGGUACGGGUUGGCAAUGGCUCAGCCGUACGUGUACGGAAAAGGACAAGGCCAUGGAUAGAAUGUUCCCUGUUAGGUAAAUAUAGCUAUGUUUCCUAGUUCAUAUUUCAUUACUCUCCUUUCAAUAACACACGAAGACUUUGCUGGUGUUCUUUGCUACUGCUUCUGAAUGCGUUUAUGUGGAAACAAAGAAAGUUUA
Macrobrachium nipponense is the source of this 1757-nucleotide messenger RNA. RefSeq names its product histidine-rich glycoprotein-like. Lineage: Eukaryota; Metazoa; Arthropoda; Malacostraca; Decapoda; Palaemonidae. Bases 72 to 1619 code for a protein of 515 amino acids. The record is from RefSeq and is a predicted model, not a curated record. The transcript has a single exon.